AUGGGUGUCAGUAAACUAAAUGUUUCCGACAAUCUGCUACGCAUCCCAUUCUUCCGUUACGCAGUGAUCACUGUCAGUUUACCUGCGAUUUCUCUUGCCUACUGUUUUUGGUCAGCAUACCUGUUCAGAUCGGAUGAAGUCAACGACACUGACUGCAAUGUAACUAAUACAAUACCUUCAGCCAGUGCUGUAACUGGCAUAAGACCUCAGGCCUAUGUUUGGAGAAUAUGUAUUGGACUACACACCACUCCACGCUUUUUUGUUGGCAUAAUGUAUUACAACUACUACAACAAGAGUCUGCCGCAUAUAAAACAAAAUCUUCAAGGCCUGUUUAGGUUCCUUAUGAGACUUUGCUUCUUUUUGUACACUGUGGAGUGUAGCUGUUUACAAAUUGUCAGUUGCAUAUCCAACAAAGAAAACUAUCCGUUACAUGAAAAGAUCUUCAUUGGUUUCAUGGUUGCUUCAAUUGCCCACAUGGUUUUUGGAACAAUCCUGUACAGAUGGUCAAAAUAUGGGCCAAUGACUCAACUGGAAGCCAAAUCCUACUUCUGGAAAAAGUUCCACCUCCUCUGGAUCAGCCUGUCAACAGUAGGCCUCCUCUGGUUCUUCUUUCAACACAGGGUCCACUGUGUACCUGGAGCUUUUAGUUACUUUUCAGUGUUUGAGUACAUGAUUGCCUAUGCCAACAUGGGGUACCAUGUAACUGGCUACUUUGAUUUUUACGACAAGUAUCUCAUAGCCGGAAGUGUAUCACAGCCAGUGACAAAUGGAUCAUCUAUCUUGUCAGCUGAAUCAUCACAGCCAGUCACGAAUGGAUCUUCUAUCUUGUCAGAAGAAUCAUCAGGUGAUUCUGCACUUCAAUCAAACAUGAGCAACGGAACCUCUCCUUCACCCACUACUAAUGGAACACCAUCUCUCAGAUCCCGUAUACCUGUGGGAAAUAAAAAUAAGGCUCACUAAUUAAUGGAAAAUUUGUUGUUGAACAUUUUGGUAUUGUCUGUACGAAAAACUUUGCCAGUCAGUAUCUAAAGGUGUUCACAUUUUCAUUUUAUAUGAUCUAACGCAUUUAAAUUCUGCAUUAUAUCUACGAAAAAUUAUUUAAUUUGCUGUAUUCUUUUAUUGAUGUUUAAUAUAAAAAGAAAUUAUUUUAUUGAUGUUUAAAUUAAAAAAAUCAUUUAGUGGGCAUUGUAUUUUUCUCCCCGUAAUAACCUCAGCUAUUUAGUCAACCCUUCAUAAUUACCUCAUUGUGGUCAAUUGCCAAGAUUUUUAUAGAAUGAAACUGUAAACCUGUUGUAAAAUAUCUUGCUUUGUGAUGUAUGUCUAAAACUUGUUGUUUCAUUACUGUAAGCCUUUGUAACCAGGUUAUUGUACUCAUUGCCUGUUGGUGUUCAGUUUUAAUUUUGUAGGUUUAUAGUGUAACGUGUAGAUCAAAGCAGGAUUUGUUAUGGCUCAUAGCAUAAUUGUUUUUGCAAAUAAUAAAAAAGCACCUCAUUUCUAGUCAAAAUUGGUGAAUGAUAUUUCUAGUAGUUGCAGUCAUUUUUGUUUCAAAUGCAAAACAAAUGUGUUUCAGCUGAUUGCAUAAUGGAUCAUUUCUGCUGACUUAAUUUUAUCCAUGUGCUUUUGUAAUUUGUAUUAUUUUUCUGAAUUUUUUUCGAGCUCACCUGAGCACAAAGUGUUUAUGGUGAGCUACUGUGGUCUUAAAACAAUGUCCAUGAUUGACCUUGUAAAAAUCAAAAUCCUUAAAGAAAACUUGUUACUUCUAUUAGAGGUCACAUGUAUGACCCAAGUGCAAUGAGACUUGGUGAGAAUAUUUAGCUUGACAACAUCAAGGCCAAGUGUAAAUCUGGGUCAUAUGCAUAAAAAACUAGGUCACAAGUUAAAAUAAUAGAAAACCAUAUAAUAUCUAAGUCUGGUUAUCAAGUGAAUAGUUAACAGUAAGCUUGAUGAAACUUGUUGAGAAUAUUAACCUUGACAAUAUCUACUGCAAUUUCAAAUCUGGGUCACAUUUAUACAAAAAAUAUGUCACCAGAUAAAAUCUUAAAAAACUGUGUUACCGCUGUAGAAACCAUAUUUAUUACUCAAUCGCAAUAAAACUUGGUCAGAUUGUUUAUGUUUGUUAUCCCCGCCGAAAAAAAAAUCGGAGGGAAUAUAGUAAUUGGUCCUGUCUGUCCGUCUGUCCGAAACUUUGUCCGGAGCAUAACUCUAAAUCUGCUGAGAGGAUUUACUUAAAACUUGAAAUAUAAACAGACUGCAAGUAGGAGAAGUGAAGUGACUAAGAACCAUAACUCUAUCUACCUUAGUUUUUGAAUUAUCUCCCUUUAUUUAAUUUGAAAGUAACUUUUUGUCCCGAGCAUAACUCUAUAUCUACUUAAGGGAUUUUUUUGAAACUUGAAAUAUAAACAGAUGGCAAGUAGGAAAAGUGCAGUGACUAAGAACCAUAACUCUUUCGGCCAUAGCUUUUUAAUUAUCUCCCUUUAUUUAAUUUCAAAGCUAUUUUUGUCCGGAGCAUGACUCUAAAUCUACUGAAGGGAUUUUCUUGAAACUAGAAAUAUAAACAUAUGGCAACUAGGAGAAGUGCAGUGAACAUGAACCAUAACUCUUUCAGCCGUAGUUUUUGAAUCUUCCUUUAUUUUAUUUUUUAUUUGUUUGUAUUUAUAUUUUAUUUAUUUAUAAUUUUAUUAUUUUUAAUUAAUUUCCUAGUAAAAAUUUUAGCUUUUCAGAUGCCAUAUUUUACAAGUAUUACAUGUAUUCUGCGCUCUAAAACAAAUGUCAUACAAGCUAACACAUUUCGGCGGGGAUUUGGCACUACUGUGACAAGCUCUUGUUUAACUUGACCAUGUUUUAAUCAAGGACUCAUUUGUCAUUAAAGGGUCAUUUCAAAGGAACCAUUUUUAUUACUAUAAAAGUCGUAUUUAUGACCGAAUAUAAUAAAACAAGUUUGAAUCUGGUCCAUAUUUCUCACGGCAAAGGGGUGCAUGUUUGCCAAAAGCUCUUGUUACUAGUCAACUACUUUAAUGCUUUUAAUAAGCGAUAUAUUGGAGUUGUGUGUAUUUUACUUUUGGCUUUACAACAUUUGUAUUUUGUUUACAAAGUAAUAUUAAAUAUUUAAUGCCUUAUCUUGCUUUUUAGUCCCCUACUGGUAUCACCAUAGGGGACUUAUGGUCCCCUACCGAUUUCACCGGAGGGGAGUUAUGGUUUGCGCUCUGUCAGUCUGUCUGUCACACUUUUCUGGAUCCUGCGAUUACUUUUAGAGUUCUUAAUAUUUUUUCAUGAAAUUUGGAACAUGGAUAGAUGGCAAUAUGGACAUUAUGCACGUCAUUUCAUUUUGUUCCUACGUCAAAAAUUGUGGUUGCUAUGGCAACAAAUAGACUAGAAAAACUGCUGAAAAUGGUGUUUUUUCUGGAUCCUGCGAUUACUUUAAAAGUUCUUCAUAUUUUUUCAUGAAACUUGAAACAUGGAUAGAUAGCAAUAUGGACAUUAUGCACGUCAUUUCAUUUUGUUCUUACGUCUAAAAUUCUGGUUGCCAUGGCAACAAAUAGACUAGAAAUACUGCUGAAAUGGUGUUUUUCUGGAUCUUGCGAUAACUUUAAAAGUUCUUAAUAUUUUUUCAUGAAACUUGGAACAUGGAUAGAUGGCAAUAUGGACAUUAUGCACGUCAUUUCAUUUUGUUCCUCCGUCAAAAAUUCUGGUUGCUAUGGCAACAAAUAAAAAAUUAUUCUGGCAAUGGUGGAAUUUCUGACAAUGGUGGAGCCGGUAGGGGACUUUUAUUGCUUGGCAAUAGUCAUGUUUGUACUUCAUUUUGUGUUCAUUUUUUUUUUCUUUUUUUUAAAGUGACAGUAUUGAAAAUAUGGAAGCUAUCAUUUGUAUGGUACAAAUACCUAUUGGUAACUGUAGCGUUCCCAGAAAUGGAGCAGUACUAAACUUGGAUAAAUUUCUUGCACCAUAAACUAGUAUGCUUUUUUCAUAUGACCAUAAAUGGCAUGUUUUAUCACCAUAUCAUUUUGACUGCUGAUAAAUAAUGCAUCAUGAAAAAUCCAUUAUAUUCAUUGUAAUUUAACCAAUACACAUGUAGCAUCUCUUCAUUUAAAUUUCUGGUUGUGGUCAUAUAAUCCUGUUUUAUCAUAUUUACCAUUUUGUCUUGAUGCUGACUCAACAACAAAAAAACAUUAAAAUGUAGUUUCAACCUUAAAAAAAUAAGUCACCAUACCCUUAGAUGGAACAAUACUAGCAUGGUACCUGCAAUGUACCUCGUAAUUUCUUUAGGCUAUGCUAUUUGUCAGUUUAUUACCUUGUAUUCGGUUCAUUUAAUUUACCUCUGUUGUAUUUUACUGUGGUAAAUGUUUAAUGUUGUAUGCUUGCUUUUUGGUUUGCUAUUCAUUUGUUACUAUACCGUCCAUCUAUAUUUUAUAACAGACUUACCUUUACAACCUAGGUUUUAAACUGUAAGUUUUUAAAAGCUCAAAUGUUAACACAUGGGGGGUUUUAAAGAAAAGAUAUAAGCUAAAACUGCAAAUUCUCUCUCUAUUUACAAAUGAACUUAAGUUCUCGAUUUCAAAACAAAUCCCAUGCAACUACACAUUUUUAAAUAUUAGGUAAGGAUCUCGUUUUUAUAUGAUAUUCUUUGUUAACUGUUUUAUUCAAACAUUGCAUUUAUCAAAUAUUAAAUGUGUGUAUAACAGUGCCUUCACAAUAGAUUUCAAAUUUAUAAUGUAAUGUUAUUGGUAUUGAAAAUUAUACUAGAUUUUCAGCUAAGAAUUUAAAAUAACUAUAGCAUUGUUUUCUUACUUGGCUGUUAUAUUUUUUAUGGUCUCAAUGGUGAUAAAAAGUGUGAUAAAAAAUAGAAUUUGUGAAAUAGCAGUAUUUUGUAUGGUAGGCGCUUAGUUAUUUUUGCAUAGCAGAUAAGAUUAAUACUUGUUGUUAAUAAUUUUCAAUAAGGUGGUAAAAUGUGUUUUCAUUUCAUUAUUUUUUAUUGCAAGAAAUGUGAUUUUAAACAGCACAAUUAAUGUACUAUUAAUAAUGUGUAAUAGUCUGUUCUUGAAGACAUGAAUAUUAUAAACAAACAGUUAUUUGCUUAUUAAACUCAUAAUAUUAUAACCAACUUAUAUUACUAUUUCAUAUGUGAAAUAGUAUUUCAUAUUCAAUCUUUUUAAAGGGGCCUUUUCACAGAUUUUGGCAUUUUUUAACUUAUUCAUUAAAUGCUUUAUAUCGAUAAAUGUAAACAUUGGAUCGUAAAAGCUCCAGUAAAAAAUCAAGAAUAAAAUUAAAAAAAGGAAAAGAACAUUGCCCGGAACAGGUUUCGAACCAGUGACCCCUGGAGUCCUGCCAGAGUCCUGAAGUAAAAACGCUCUAGCCUACUGAGCUAUUCCGCCGAGUACACGUAAUUGGCGUAUUUAAUACCUUAUAUAAGCAAUCUUCGUAGUUUCACAAAAUUUAACGACAAAAACAGAACUCUCCAAAUUAUUCAAUCGUUUCGCGUUGCAACGCUUUAUAAUUUUUAGGUUUUAAAUUCGUCAAAAGAUGCAUAUAAUGGCUAUAUUAGACCAUGGUAAAUGUUCAGUAUUACUGUUUCCUCACAAUUAUCAUAACUAAAACGAAAAUUUGCGAAUCUGAAACAACUUUUUUCAAUUUUGUCAAUUUACCAAAGCGUGAAAAGAUCCCUUUAAGAUCUGAUAAGACAUGGGUGUUCAUAUAGAGUAGUCUGUUGUACUUGUGUAUGUACAAAAUGUUUCUGUAAAAGUUGUGAUAAAUAACAGUGUCUUAUUUGUGUGUGUAGAAAUAUUCACAUGAUAACAGAUUUUCUUGGAUAUGUUUUCUUUAUUAUACCCCCAUUACUGGUAAUGGGGGCUAUAUAGGAGUCACUUUGUCGGUCUGCCACAAAAUUUCAUCCGAUCUUCACCAAACUUGGUCACAAGUUGUAUCUAGAUGAUGUCUAGGUCAAGUUUGAAUAUGGGUCAUGCCAGGUCAAAAACUAGGUCACAGGGUCACUUAGUGUGUUUUAAACCGAAAGUUUGUCCGGACCAUAACUAUGUCAUUUAUCGUUAGAUUUUAAAAUGACUUAACACAUUUGUUCACCAUCAUGGGACGGUGUAUCGUGUGAAAAAAGUAUGUUGAUAUCUCCAAUGUCAAGGUCACACUUGGAGUUUAAAGGUCAAAUGCUUGUCCGGGCCAUAACUUUGUUAUUUAUGGUGAUAUUUAAAAAAUUUUUGUAAAAUUUGUUCACCAUCAUUAGACAGUUUGUCAUUCAUAAUAAGAUUUUAAAAUCAAUGGGCACAUUUGUUCACCAUCAUUGGACGGUGUGUUGCGCGAAAGAAUUACGUCGAUAUCUUCAAGGUCAAGGUCACACUUAAAGUUCAAUGGUCAAAAUGGCCAUAAAUGAGCUUGUCCGGGCCAUAACUAUGCUGUUCAUUGUGAGAAUUAAAAAUCAUUUGGCACAUUUGUUCACCAUUAUUGGGCGGUGUGUCGCGCAAAAGAAUUACGUCGAUAUCUCCAAGCUCAAGGUCACACUUUUAGUUCAAAGGUCAAAAAUGGCCAUAAAUGAACUUGUCCGGGCCAUAACUAUGUCGUUCAUUGUGAGAUUUGAAAAUCAUUUGGCACAUGUGUUCACCCUCAUUGGACGGUGUGUUGCGCGAAAGAAUUACGUCGAUAUCUCCAAGGUCACCCUUGAGUUCAAAGGUAAAAAAUGGCCAUAAAUGAGCUUGUCCGGGCCAUAACUUUGUCGUUAAUUGUGAUAUUUUAAAAUCAUUUGGCACAUUUGUUUAUCAUUGGACGGUGUGUCGCGCGAAAGAAUAACGUCAAUAUCUCCAAGGUCAAGGUCACACUUUGAGUUUAAAGGUCAAAAAUGGCAAAACAUGAUCUUGUCUUGACCAUAACUAUGUAACUCAUUGUGAGAUUUUAAAAUGACUCUGUACAUUAAUUUUGUUCACAAUCAUAGAAUGGCGUGUCAUGUGGAAGAAUCCAAGAGUUCAAAGGGCAAAAUGGCUAUAAAUGAUAAUGGCUUAAUAAUUCUCAAAAAUUGCCAUAAAUUAGAUUCUCUUGUUUUGUGAAGACAGCCUGCAAAAUAGUCUGUGUCAAUGCGGCACGUGGGGGUAUGUCUGUGACAAAGCUCUAGUUUUACUCUAGUUUAUUAUUUGUUGCAAUCUGUUUAUUCAUACAAUAGAGUAGGGGCAACUUUUAAUGAAUUCGCUAAUGUAUAUUCAAAGCCAUUCUGCACUUUAUAUGUAGAGUUAAUUUCAAUUUUUCUGUUUAGUAUAAAUAUAAAUUUGGUUGAAGCAUAUGAUUAGCCAUCAUUUCCCACUUAAAUGUGUCAUAUUGAACACUAUAAGCUAAAGUGUCAAGCAGACACAAUCUUUAUUUAAUUAUGUAGCAAUGAUAGAGUAAUGUAAAAUAUGUAAUCCACUGCAUGUUUACAUUUAUGAACUGAAUGUACAUAUAAUAUACCAUUAUAAAUCAGUAAGGAAAUAAUGUUGUUAAAGGUGUUGUAAAAUAAUAUAUUAAAACACUAUUAUGUGAAGUUGGAAUGAAACAUCAGUAUUGGAACAAACAUCAAGUAUUAGAAUUCUGUAUACACAGAACUUUUCUAUUUAUUUAUUUAGAUAAAUUAAAAAUCAAAAAGAUGUUUGAUCAUAUGAUUAGAUAAUACAAAGUUAUUAUGUCGUAAAGCAGUAUUCUUGUUUGAGUUUUUUAUUGCCCCAAAAAUAAAACAUUGGGCACACAGUUUAAAAAUAUUAAAAAUAACAUCAUCACUUACUUGAAACGCUCAAGGAAUAUGGCUUAUUGUCCUCAAAGUAUGUUUAAUAAAUUGUGAAUAUGAAAUGAACAGUUUUGUGAGAAAAUCACCAAAUAAUGUACUUUUUGAAUUUGAUGUCUUUGUCCAAAGUCACAUACUAUUGUUUUUGUGUUUUCUAUGUAACUACAUGUAUCAAUGCAUAGUUUUAUUCCUGUAUUGUUAUGUUUUACAAUGUAAUUUUUAUGUUUAACAAUAUGAAAUAAAAAAGUGUUUUAGAUGA
Dreissena polymorpha is the source of this 8006-nucleotide messenger RNA. Its product is annotated as post-GPI attachment to proteins factor 2-like. Gene Ontology annotation, biological process: GPI anchor biosynthetic process. The record is from RefSeq and is a predicted model, not a curated record. NCBI's taxonomy places the organism in Eukaryota, Metazoa, Mollusca, Bivalvia, Myida, Dreissenidae. The transcript is spliced from 5 exons. Gene Ontology annotation, cellular component: endoplasmic reticulum membrane; Golgi membrane. The coding region runs from base 1 to 960 and encodes 319 amino acids.